Messenger RNA from Zerene cesonia (dogface butterfly), 3920 nucleotides. It is a transcript of the gene ab, whose product is annotated as protein abrupt-like. Gene Ontology annotation, biological process: regulation of transcription by RNA polymerase II. Gene Ontology annotation, cellular component: nucleus. The record is from RefSeq and is a predicted model, not a curated record. The transcript is spliced from 14 exons. Bases 412 to 2430 code for a protein of 672 amino acids. Lineage: Eukaryota; Metazoa; Arthropoda; Insecta; Lepidoptera; Pieridae. Gene Ontology annotation, molecular function: protein binding.
UGCAAAGCGCAGGCGAUAGAGCGGGCGGGGAGGGUGCAAGCGAUGAUGGACACCGUAUUGAUUUCUAUCUGCCCGCUCCUCCCUUAUUGUCGCGAUGCAGGGCCAGACAUCGAUCGUUGCACCGGCCCUAAAUUAACACCCCGCGGUCGCGCUCGCUAUCACCCCCGAUACGUUCUCAAACGAGCAAUAGUGUUGUGUUAAUUGUCAUUAACCUCACGUGAGCAGAGGGCGAUAACAAUACUCGGCAACUGGAGCUUUAAGCGUGUUUCACGCACCUGAUUUUCGGGCAAGAAGUGAGAAAAAGGCAUUAAAGUGGCGACGUUGGGCGCGCGCGUGGAAUGCGCAGGAGUGGAUUUAUUUAAUUCGCGGCCACGCACAGACUCCGCCGUGUCUCCUUCGGAACACCCGGCCAUGGCGACCGAAACCGUGUGGCACCCAGGCGGCGCCGCGGCCGGUGGCGAACAGCAGUACUCCCUGCGGUGGAACGAUUUCCACUCGGCGAUCGUGUCCUCCUUCAGGCGGCUGAGGGACGAGGAGGACUUCGUGGACGUCACGCUCGCUUGCGCAGGCGCCACUUUCACAGCUCAUAAGGUGGUAUUAUCAGCAUGCAGCCCCUAUUUCCGAAGAUUAUUGAAGGCAAAUCCGUGUCAACACCCCAUUGUUAUAUUGCGAGAUGUGCACGACAAAGACAUGGAGAGUCUACUGAGGUUCAUGUACCAAGGCGAGGUCCACAUCGGCCAGGAGCAGCUAAAGGAGUUCCUCAGGGCCGCUCAGCUGCUCCAAGUGAGAGGGCUCACUGAUGUCCCUCCCCCCGCGCCCCUCACCACACUCGACCAGAAGGCCUCUCCAUCCGCGUCAUCCUGGACGGAGACCGGCAGCGCGGCGUCGCGGGAGGGGCGCGACUCGCAGCGCGAGGGCAGGCGCGCGCGCCGCCCGGACGAGGGCGCCGCGAGCACGCCGCCGCCCAAGCGGGCGCGAUCCUCUGACCUGUACCAGGCGCAGAUGAAAACCAGGACGGAGCAGCUGUUGGCAGCGCAAGGCAGUCCCGAAAGGAUGGGCACCAAUGGACACGACCUGGCUCUUUUCAGCCACGCCCUGGAAAAUGUGCAGAAUCCACACUUGUCUAACGUUUCUAAUAAUAUGUCAGGGGAUGGUGAGGAGUCUUCAUCGGAUGCAGGAGCAAGUGACACUGAGGGUGACAACAGGACCAAACAGGAGCCAGUAGACUACGACGACCCAGCGACCAUGGCGAACACCAACGGAGCCCUACCGCACAACUUCCCUGGAUUGCUGAAUUUACCCGGAUUUCCCGGACUUCCGGGCCCAUCAGGAAUUCCAGAUAAUUUCGGUGGUUGUCGUCGCACCCAGGACCUACUUCGCGUGAGAGCUACGGAUCCCAGGCCCUGUCCAAAAUGUGGAAAAAUAUAUCGAUCGGCUCACACUCUACGGACUCAUCUCGAAGACAAGCAUACCGUCUGCCCUGGUUAUAGAUGCGUGCUCUGCGGCACAGUAGCGAAAUCCAGAAAUUCACUACAUUCACACAUGUCCCGACAACACCGCGGAAUCUCGACCAAGGACCUGCCCGUUCUGCAGAUGCCUACACGCUUUGAUCCAGAACUUGCAAGCCAAUUACUAGCCAAAGCAGGAGUAAAGGUAUCCCCAGAACAGCUACGAGCGCGCGCCUCCCCGACCGGACCAAGACGAUCUGACAUCAAACUGGACGCGAAGUCUGCAGCAUCCGAGAGCAGUUCCAUUUGUGGAGAUAACGACCAUGAUGAUCUCAGUCAAUCCAAGUACCAAGACAGCAUCCCUGUAUCGCCUCCACAUAUUAAUAACCUGACUAACACGACAAUAACUAAAGUGCCGGCAGUUCGAGCAGUUACAGCGAAAACAGUGGAAAAUCUUCCGCACGGUCUGACAGGCAUGAAGCACGACGACUACCCCCCAGGAUUCGGAGGUGGAUCUGCUAUAUUAGACACUUACCUGCAAUACAUCGGAGAAAACGUUUUUGGAAUGAACCCAGCAAAAUUUGCUCAAAUGAAUGCAAUGCACAUGGAAAGAAAAACUUAUGAUGAACCCUCGCCACAGAUGGGCUCUCUGCCGCCACCGCCAACCACUCUUGCUCACCAACGUUUCCUAAAGCAAAUGCAAAGACAAUACACUGAAAACAUGGGAAAGCCUGACAUCAUGCGAGAUUCAGAGGAACCACUCGAUUUGGGUAAAGAAAGACAGCGGAACGACAGCAUCAGCGAAGCCGAAACCGACAGACAUGAGAUGGAGAAGGAUCUUAAUAAAGAUUAUUACACCAAGAGCUAUAACGACGAAGACAGAAAUAGAAUACAUAGCUCCGAACAGGACGGAGACAAUAUGACGGUGCAUGAUGACGGCGACUUCUCCGAAGAGGAACACAACAAAGCCGCUGCUUCAUGAAAUGUCCUUAACGACUUUCCGUAUUAGUGCAUGUAAACUGAGAACAAUAUUUUUGUUGAUGGUUUCAAACGGUGCUUGAGUGUUAUGUUACGUCAUUAGCCGAUGUUUAAACGGUUUUAUUGUUGACCCGUGGAAUGUCAUUGGUGCCAUUGCCGAUGUAAUGUUAAUUAAGUUAGGUUAUGGAAUGGUCUUGCACAAAGUUGACGUGAUAAUAUGGCUAUCUGAGUCAAGCGCGUUUCAACUUUCAACCCUUAUUCUUUUGGAGUCGGAUAAGAAAUUGUAGUGACUGUUAGAGCUCAACCUUUACCCGACCAAGAUGCCAUAUGUCACUAGUGUAACCUGAACACGUUAGUUCGAGUCGACUCGCCACUUGUGAGAUUGUUUCAGUAGUAUACUAAUCUAGUGAGUAGUGACUUUGUAUUGUAUGUAAGGUCCCUGUCACGUAGUAGGGCCUCUUACAUAGAAAUUCCAUCCAACUACCUCAACGUUCGGGCCAAUGCGGCGACGAUUAUAAAAUAUAUAUCCACACAAAUUGUGAAAUUCCAUCCAUCUACCUCACUUCAAUAGAUUUUAUUUAAUAUUUUAUACAAUUUAUAGAUAUAAUAACUGUUGUUUUAUGCAUUUUGCAGAUUGCAUUUAUAUAUAUACUAUAUAGAGUAUAUUGUAGGUAAAAUAUUAUGCAAGUCAUUAGGUGGUUCUUAGUGCUGCCCGUAGAUACGUAUAUACUAAACGUUUAUUUAAAAUAGUGAAUGCACUCACUAGAGAAACAUUAGACUGUGUCACAAUAGUAGCGAGUAAUACAUUACCUUAUAUUGAAUGAGCACACUUAUAUUUAGUGAACAAAUAUCUUUGUAUACGAACAAACAUAACAGAGCUUAACUAUACUAUACAAGUUUCGUAUAAGAGUCGCUUAUACGAGUCGAAAAUAUAAUAAAUAUAUGUUUAUAGAGUUCUUUACGGGCAAAUUCUAAAUUGUAACAUCUUUUGUCUUGAGACUGAAUAUUUUUCAAGUUUUUCGAGCGAUUCGCGUCAAGUUCAAAUAUGAAUUACAUAAAAUAUAUUGAGGUAAUGCGUUGUAAAUAAUGUUUGGUGAUAUGUAAAUUAUAUGAAUAUAGAGAAAUAGAAACAAAAGCAAUAAAUAAAGUAUACCUUGAUGUUGCCUUCUAAUGUAUGUAAAUAGUAUGCGGGUAGUUCCAAAUGUGUUGGUCUGUGGCUGUCCGGAUAACCGUUCGAUACUGAGGCGCAUGCGCAUGAGUGUUUAUUUUGUAGUAAUAAUGUGGGCUGGUUACUUAACAAAUACUGUGAUUACAAUCUCAUAUUAGCCUUCAAUAAUUAUACAUAUUUUUUAGAGUACAAUGUUAUAGUUAUUUAGUAUAAGUGUAUUUGUAAGCGAGUCACAAAAUAUAUUUACUUCCCGAAGUUUAGAAUUCACGUUAAGAGAACUUAGAGCAAUAGAUGGAGCAUUUAAUCUUUUAUAUGGGAGAUUUUGG